AUGUCCUCAGCCGAAGAUAAAGUUUCGCGGAAGAAGGCCAACAAGCUUGACGAUGGACGAACUAUUUGGGCCCAUGAAGGCGUUUCAGACAUCCCCGUUCGGCAGAGAUACAGCACCCCCUUGCUCAUUUCUUUCAAAGAUUCGUCAGGAUUCAAGACAUCAAGCCGAAAAGCGCUGGGCGUCCUCUGGUUGCGCGAUCUCGUGGACAAUGAGGAGGGCCAGGUAGAGAUUGCCCUUUGGCACGCGAAGCAUGGAAACUAUUCGCGCUUGAAACUGAAUUAUGUUCCGCCUGAUGGGAACUUAGAAUACUGGGACUCGGACAAGGAGAAGAUCGAGCGGGUCGGCAGUAUCUUCCUUAACAUCAUUUUCCGACCUGGUUUAUCCGAACGUCAUCACAAGCUAUUCGGCGCUGCAGGAGCCGAGAGGAGGGGUGCCUUGGAGGAGUAUAAUAGAGAACAGGCAGCAGGGAUGCGCGAGCAUGUCGGCGAAAUGGACGAGCGAAUCCCCGAAAAUCACCAGGCGAGGGAAAGUCAUGACACGGAGAUGGCUGAUGGAGUUAAUCGGACGCCUCCUGAAAUGGACAAGACUUUGACAGGGGGGCCGCUGAAUACGUCGGGAGGUGAUUCUGCAGCGAUAGAGCAAGAAGAUGAAGUCGAGGAUACCAAUACCGGUAUAGCUGCGCGGGAUGCUCAAGAAGAAUCACCACCCGACUCGGAUGGUAACCAAUCGUCCGAUAGCGAUGUUGAUGCCAGGGAAGAGAGGCAUAUUUCCGAUGGUCAUAGCGGGUCUAAAGGUCCUAUCGCUAAGUUCAAAGACUGGAAGCAGCACGAGAAGGAGCUGCACCGUGAUCACAGGGGAGUUAUGCAAGCGAAGCCGGCGAGAACGGCUCAAUGGGUGAAGGACAAUGUCGAAGAAGGUGCCCAUGCGAUCAAGGAUCGAUUCAAGUUGCAUUCGAGGGAGCCUGAUGUCGAGACAGAGGUCUGA
This is a messenger RNA of Fibroporia radiculosa, 984 nucleotides long. RefSeq lists its product as uncharacterized. The coding region runs from base 1 to 984 and encodes 327 amino acids. Lineage: Eukaryota; Fungi; Basidiomycota; Agaricomycetes; Polyporales; Fibroporiaceae. The record is from RefSeq and is a predicted model, not a curated record. The transcript has a single exon.